Messenger RNA from Meira miltonrushii, 534 nucleotides. RefSeq lists its product as uncharacterized. Bases 1 to 417 code for a protein of 138 amino acids. The transcript is spliced from 2 exons. The record is from RefSeq and is a predicted model, not a curated record. NCBI's taxonomy places the organism in Eukaryota, Fungi, Basidiomycota, Exobasidiomycetes, Exobasidiales, Brachybasidiaceae.
AUGGAUCCUCCUGUGAUGUUGUACAACUUAGGGCUCUCUUCAACUGACCUCGAAGAUCUUAUGAAGGAGAUCAGAAGUACAUCAUACAUUGAUGAAGUCGAGAGUGGAGAAGGACCGAGAGAAGAAUCACCGCUGUACAAUGAAAUCGUACCGGCAAAAGAGGUACCAAAAGAUACAUCAAUCGAAUCUCUUUUGAAACACGCAGGGAAUCCUAGUGUGCUGGCAAUUGCAGAUGGGAAGAAGGAUGGCGUUUUGAUCGUUGAAGUGAAACCUGAUGGAAAAAGAAACGAGCUACGUGUAGCACCAAAGGAUGUUAUUGAAGUUUCAUGCAACUGUCGUAUUGCCAAUAUGGAUCUGUUAGAGUUCAAAGCCAUGGCAGACAAGACAGGUAGCAAUGUAUAUGACUCUAAAAGGUAAUCAAUGCAUCCAUGAAUGCUUCCCAUGACUUUUUGUUAUAUUAGCGGUCGGCCUAGAAAGCUUCUUCGAAAAUGAGAAAAGAAACGGCAGCGUGUGUGUGUAAUGCCAAAGUGUUGG